CAGGCGAACAAAUGGUGCAGAGGCUGGACUACAUGGAACCAGCCAAUGAUUCUCGAUUACGAUGUGUUUUCACUAGUGGAAGGAGGCACAGAGCAGAGGCAGCAGCUUUUGCCAUGUUGAUGUGAAAAAGGGACAGAAGAGCAUCUGAAAUAGGAGGUGAAGGUGGGGCCAGUCGCAUCCGCUUGAAAACACAGCCAGAUACAUUGCAAUGAUGGCCAGGCACUUGAAUGGUUUCAAUUCAAGUGUGCCGCCGCAAGGACUGGAGGCCGUCGCUCUCUCUCAAAUCUCUUUUCAAGUCCAGGAGGUGUACCCCUUCCACGAUGGCUGGAACCUGGCUUGCUUCAUCGUCCUCUUGCUCUUCAUCCUCACCGUUGUGUCACUGGCUGCCCUGGCUGUGCUGUACGAGCUAUUGGACUGUGGCUGCUGUGCUAAAGGAAAGACGCAGUACCAGCUCCAGGAGGACGGGCUUGGAAGCUGCAGCAAAUCCAUGGCUGGCCUUUGCAAAGAACCAGACUCUCAAUCUGAGAUAGUUUAAGAUACUCUGUAUAUAUCAAAAAAGAGUGAUGUGACUAUGCUGGAUGGACAAUUGAAAUAUACCAUAAAUAUCAACAGCAAAGUAGUUUGGCAAAGCAUCAGUAGUGUCACCUUUACACAUUAUUGUGGUUAGUCCUUCUGCAGUGGCAAAACACUGUGUGGAGAAAAUGUCCCUAUGAGAUGAAUGCAGAAUUCUUGUCAUUGGCGACAGACUCAGAAUCACUGCAUGAAAAAAGUCUGAGUGUGACAAUUUCUUUCCUGGCUUUUUUUGUCGUGCAACCAAACUCCGACUUCAGAUGUGCCUGCACUGCGGCGCUGAUUGCUUAGAAACCAGAUUUGAGUCAUUAAUAAAGGCACAGAACAGAUGUCGACUUUGUGAGCACAAGUAGAAGAAGGCAGAAGGACAGAAUCAGGGAAUAUGUCCAAAUCUGAGCAUUAUGUUUCUAUUUAACUAUCAAGUCACAACAAAUGUCAAAUCACAUGAAAGACAGUACAAACCAUUUCCUUGCAAAUCUAUGUUUAGAAAUAUUCAAAUUCUUCUCAAGAUCCCUACACCUGGAUGAAACCCAAAUCAAGUCAGGCAUAUUUGGUAUUUUCAUCACACUGCUUGCAUGUUGAUCAAAACCCUUGUCAUGUUGUGGUAAUAAGCGCACAGCAAGCUCAAGUCAAUCUGUUUUAUUACAAAUAUCUUAAAACCAUAUCACUUCUAAUGUUUCAGCAAUGUUCAUUUCUUCCUUCUCACGGUCACAAACAACACAAUAAACUAUUUACUUCUACUCUGUUUCACUCUCCUUCACGAUCAGCAAAACGAUUAGAAGUGUCAAUUGUAACAAAAUAUUUGAUCAUGGUUGAGAAGGAAAAAGACCUGCAGUAAACUGUGCUAGUUGAGCACAUCACCACAACCACCCUGUGUUAGCCCCAAGAUAUCCUAGCUAGUUUGAAUUUCAGAAUACCCU
Synchiropus splendidus (mandarinfish) is the source of this 1490-nucleotide messenger RNA. It is a transcript of the gene smim18, whose product is annotated as small integral membrane protein 18. Lineage: Eukaryota; Metazoa; Chordata; Actinopteri; Syngnathiformes; Callionymidae. The transcript has 2 exons. The coding region runs from base 209 to 535 and encodes 108 amino acids. The record is from RefSeq and is a predicted model, not a curated record.